CAACCUUUUUUUCAUUUUUUUUCCCUUCACAUAUUUUUUGGACGAUGGAAAAAGUGAGAAAGCAAGUUGAAAGCAAAAAGUGUUAACAAAGGCGGAGUUGAGAAGGAGGAACUGGUCGAUGGAAAGAAGCAAGUUGAAGGUUUGAGAUUUAGAGAUCUCGAAAUUAGUGGGGAGGCCGAUUUCUGAUUCGUAUAUAAGGGAGAAUUGGCAGGCAGCUGUAAAGGAGGCGGAGAAGACCUUUAGGGGGGAAAUUAGGGAUUCACGUGCGAGGUGAAGAAUCGGAAGUAGUCAAAUAGCUAGCCUUUCUUGAGUAGGGGCAUAAUCAAUUUUUAGUGUUAAAGUCUGGGCCGAUUCGGAGGUGGAAUCUACUUGAGGAUUGUUUCGUGGAGCUCUAGAGGUCGAGGGGCGGAAGCAUAGCUUUUGGUACUACAUUCGUUGGUUAGAAAGCAAAAAGUGGUUACAUUACAUUUGCAGGAGUCAAGGAAGGAAAUGCUUGACGAUUUGUUGUUGUGGGUGUUGGUGCUGCACUUUUCUUGUUCCAACAGUUUGCCGGGAUAUAUGCCGUGGUGUAUUAUUCUACAGCUGUCUUUCGUAGUGCUGAAAUUGCAUCAGAUGUUGCUGCUAGUGCUCUUGUUAGUGCAUCAAAUGUCUUUGGCACAGUUAUUGCAUCCUCUGAUGGACAGACAAGGAAGGAAAAGUCUUCUAAUCAUUGCUGGAAUGGGUGCUUCAAUGUUGCUGCUGUCAUUGUCAUUCACAUGGAAGAUCCUGGCCCCCUACUCUGGCAUGCUAGCCGUCGUUGGGACUGUUCUCUACGUCUUAUCAUUUUCUCUUGGUGCUGGUCUGGUGCCUGCUCUUUUGCUUCCGGAAUUGUUUGCUUCCAGGAUCAGAGCAAAAGCAGUGGCUCUAUCGCUUGGCACGCAUUGGGUAAGUUGCGAUAAAAAAUUGACCCAAGCAUUUUGAUAUGUGCAUGGGCAUGUUUAUCCCUGCAAGCAAAUUGGCAUGUAAAUACUUCAAUAUGAUGUGGUAACGUAAUGUAACAAUGGUCCUUUCUUAAUAUGACUUUCUCCAUUGCAUA
Hibiscus syriacus is the source of this 1075-nucleotide messenger RNA. Its product is annotated as plastidic glucose transporter 4-like. Bases 490 to 960 code for a protein of 156 amino acids. NCBI's taxonomy places the organism in Eukaryota, Viridiplantae, Streptophyta, Magnoliopsida, Malvales, Malvaceae. Gene Ontology annotation, biological process: carbohydrate transport; transmembrane transport. The record is from RefSeq and is a predicted model, not a curated record. Gene Ontology annotation, molecular function: carbohydrate:proton symporter activity. Gene Ontology annotation, cellular component: membrane. The transcript has 5 exons.